GCUUCCUCGGGCACUCCAGACUCCAGCCACACUUCAGCCUAGCGCCAUGGCCCCUCCCACCUGCCGGCUCCUCAGUGCUGCACUGGUCCUGCUGCUGCUGCUGGCCACCAACCACCAGGCUACAGGGGCUGUUGUGGCCAGUGAACUGCGCUGUCAAUGCCUGAAGACCCUGCCAAGGGUUGACUUCAAGAACAUCCAGAGCUUGAGUGUGACGCCCCCAGGACCCCACUGCGCCCAGACAGAAGUCAUAGCCACUCUCAAGGGCGGUCAAAAAGUUUGCCUUGACCCUGAAGCCCCCCUGGUUCAGAAAAUCAUCCAAAAGAUACUGAACAAAGGCAAGGCUAACUGACCUGGAAAGGAGGAGCCUGGGCUGCUGUCCCUCAACGGAAGAACCAAAGAGAAAGAAAAAAACAAACAGCACCCGGGAAGCCUGGAUCGUACCUGAUGUGCCUCGCUGUCUGAGAGUUCACUUAUUUAUUUAUCUAUGUAUUUAUUUAUUUAUUAAUUCCAUUGCCCAGAUGUUGUUAUGUUUAUUUUGAUAUUUAAAGAUAUGCAUUCGCUAAUUCACUGUAAUAUCUUAAAAGGUCAUUUUAAUAUGUUAAAGUUUAUUUUAAUAAUGUUUAAUGUGUUCAAUUAAAGUUAUUUAACUUAUAUAGUUGGAAGGUGAUAAAUUUUUAAACCUAUUUAUUCAUUAGUUUCUGGGGAGAGGGUGAGUUGGGAACUAGCUACAUCCCACCCACACAGUGAAAGAGACUGGGGAUAAGGGGUGGGGGUGGGGACAAAUAGAUGCAGUCGGAUGGCUUUCAUGGAAGGAGUGUGCAUGUUCACAUCAUUUUUUUGUAAGCACCGAGGAGAGUAGAACAGCUGUUAUUUAGGUUUCAGUGUUUGUAAACUGUAUGUACAACAUUUUUGAUGCUGGAUUUCAAUGUAAUGUUGUGAGUAACCCUUGGACAUUUUAUGUCUUCCUCGUAAGGCACAGUGCCUUGCUUAGCAAUUGUUUUGUCAUGCCUUUUCGUGUCUUGAAGUGGACACAUUUAUUUAUUCAUGUAUUUUUACAAAUAACAAAAAAUAAAAACGUCUGUU
Molecule: messenger RNA, 1083 nt
Organism: Mus musculus (house mouse)
Lineage: Eukaryota; Metazoa; Chordata; Mammalia; Rodentia; Muridae
Gene: Cxcl2
Product: C-X-C motif chemokine ligand 2
Exons: 4
Coding region: 47-349 (100 amino acids)
Biological process (GO): response to estradiol; leukocyte chemotaxis; cellular response to interleukin-1
Cellular component (GO): extracellular region
Molecular function (GO): chemokine activity
Source: RefSeq, marked provisional